Molecule: messenger RNA, 6868 nt
Organism: Pongo pygmaeus (Bornean orangutan)
Lineage: Eukaryota; Metazoa; Chordata; Mammalia; Primates; Hominidae
Gene: F5
Product: coagulation factor V
Exons: 25
Coding region: 124-6720 (2198 amino acids)
Cellular component (GO): plasma membrane
Molecular function (GO): signaling receptor activity; copper ion binding
Source: RefSeq, a predicted model, not a curated record
UGCCACCCACAGCCUCCAGAGCUCAUUGCAGCUGGGACAGCCCGGAGUGGGAUUAGUCAGCAGCUCGGCAAGCGCUGCCCAGGUCCUGGGGUGGUGGCAGCCAGCGGGAGCAGGAAAGGAAGCAUGUUCCCAGGCUGCCCACGCCUCUGGGUCCUGGUGGUCUUGGGCACCAGCUGGGUAGGCUGGGGGAGCCAAGGGACAGAAGCGGCACAGCUAAGGCAGUUCUACGUGGCUGCUCAGGGCAUCAGUUGGAGCUACCGACCUGAGCCCACAAACUCAAGUUUGAAUCUUUCUGCAACUUCCUUUAAGAAAAUUGUCUACAGAGAGUAUGAACCAUAUUUUAAGAAAGAAAAACCACAAUCUACCAUUUCAGGACUUCUUGGGCCUACUUUAUAUGCUGAAGUCGGAGACAUCAUAAAAGUUCACUUUAAAAAUAAGGCAGAUAAGCCCUUAAGCAUCCAUCCUCAAGGAAUUAGGUACAGUAAAUUAUCAGAAGGUGCUUCUUACCUUGACCACACAUUCCCUGUGGAGAAGAUGGACGACGCUGUGGCUCCAGGCCGAGAAUACACCUAUGAAUGGAGUAUCAGUGAGGACAGUGGACCCACCCAUGAUGACCCUCCAUGCCUCACACACAUCUAUUACUCCCAUGAAAAUCUGAUUGAGGACUUUAACUCUGGGCUGAUUGGGCCCCUGCUUAUCUGUAAAAAAGGGACCCUAACUGAGGAUGGGACACAGAAGAUGUUUGACAAGCAAAUUGUGCUACUAUUUGCUGUGUUUGAUGAAAGCAAGAGCUGGAGCCAGUCAUCAUCCCUAAUGUACACAGUCAAUGGAUAUGUGAAUGCGACAAUGCCAGAUAUAACAGUUUGUGCCCAUGACCACAUCAGCUGGCAUCUGCUGGGAAUGAGCUCGGGGCCAGAAUUGUUCUCUAUUCAUUUCAAUGGCCAGGUCCUGGAGCAGAACCAUCAUAAGGUCUCAGCCGUCACCCUUGUCAGUGCUACAUCCACUACUGCAAAUAUGACUGUGGGCCCAGAGGGAAAGUGGAUCAUAUCUUCUCUCACCCCAAAACAUUUGCAAGCUGGGAUGCAGGCUUACAUUGACAUUAAAAACUGCCCAAAGAAAACCAGGAAUCCUAAGAAAAUAACUCGUGAGCAGAGGCGGCACAUGAAGAGGUGGGAAUACUUCAUUGCUGCAGAGGAAGUCAUUUGGGACUAUGCACCUGUAAUACCAGCGAAUAUGGACAAAAAAUACAGGUCUCAGCAUUUGGAUAAUUUCUCAAACCAAAUUGGAAAACAUUAUAAGAAAGUCAUGUACACACAGUACGAAGAUGAGUCCUUCACCAAACAUACAGUGAAUCCCAAUAUGAAAGAAGAUGGGAUUUUGGGUCCUAUUAUCAGAGCCCAGGUCAGAGACACACUCAAAAUCGUGUUCAAAAAUAUGGCCAGCCGCCCCUAUAGCAUUUACCCUCAUGGAGUGACCUUCUCGCCUUAUGAAGAUGAAGUCAACUCUUCUUUCACCUCAGGCAGGAACAACACCAUGAUCAGAGCAGUUCAACCAGGGGAAACCUAUACUUAUAAGUGGAACAUCUUAGAGUUUGAUGAACCCACAGAAAACGAUGCCCAGUGCUUAACAAGACCAUACUACAGUGACGUGGACAUCAUGAGAGACAUCGCCUCUGGGCUAAUAGGACUACUUCUAAUCUGUAAGAGCAGAUCCCUGGACAGGCGAGGAAUACAGAGGGCAGCAGACAUCGAACAGCAGGCUGUGUUUGCUGUGUUUGAUGAGAACAAAAGCUGGUACCUUGAGGACAACAUCAACAAGUUUUGUGAAAAUCCUGAUGAGGUGAAACGUGAUGACCCCAAGUUUUAUGAAUCAAACAUCAUGAGCACUAUCAAUGGCUAUGUGCCCGAGAGCAUACCUACUCUCGGAUUCUGCUUUGAUGACACUGUCCAGUGGCACUUCUGUAGUGUGGGGACCCAGAAUGAAAUUUUGACCAUCCACUUCACUGGGCACUCAUUCAUCUAUGGAAAGAGGCAUGAGGACACUUUGACCCUCUUCCCCAUGCGUGGAGAAUCUGUGACAGUCACAAUGGAUAAUGUUGGAACUUGGAUGUUAACUUCCAUGAAUUCUAGUCCAAGAAGCAAAAAGCUGAGGCUGAAAUUCAGGGAUGUUAAAUGUAUCCCAGAUGAUGAUGAAGACUCAUAUGAGAUUUUUGAACCUCCAGAAUCUACAGUCAUGGCUACACGGAAAAUGCAUGAUCGUUUAGAACCUGAAGAUGAAGAGAGUGAUGCUGACUAUGAUUACCAGAACAGACUGGCUGCAGCAUUAGGAAUUAGGUCAUUCCGAAACUCAUCAUUGAAUCAGGAAGAAGAAGAGUUCAAUCUUACUGCCCUAGCUCUGGAGAAUGGCACUGAAUUCAUUUCUUCGAACACAGAUAUAAUUGUUGUUUCAAAUUAUUCUUCCCCAAGUAAUAUUAGUAAGCUCACUGUCAAUAACCUUGAAGAAACUCAGAAAACCCCUUCUCACCAGCAAGCCACCACAGCUGGUUCCCCACUGAGACACCUAAUUGGCAAGAACUCAGUUCUCAAUUCUUCCACAGCAGAGCAUUCCAGCCCAUAUUCUGAAGACCCUAUAGAGGAUCCUCUACAGCCAGAUGUCACAGGGAUACGUCUACUUUCACUUGGUGCUGGAGAAUUCAAAAGUCAAGAACAUGCUAAGCAUAAGGGACCCAAGGUAGAAAGAGACCAAGCAGCAAAGCACAGGUUCUCCUGGAUGAAAUUACUAGCACAUAAAGUUGGGAGACACCUAAGCCAAGACACUCGUUCUCCUUCUGGAAUGAGGCCCUGGGAGGACCUUCCUAGUGAUCUGUUACUCUUAAAACAAAAUAACCCAUCUAAGAUUUUGGUUGGGAGAUGGCAUUUGGCUUCUGAGAAAGGUAGCUAUGAAAUAAUCCAAGAUACUGAUGAACACACAGCUGUUAACAAUUGGCUGAUCAGCCCCCAGAAUGCCUCACGUGCUUGGGGAGAGAGCACCCCUCUUGCCAACAAGCCUGGGAAGCAGAGUGGCCACCCAAAGUUUCCUACAGUUAGACACAAAUCUCUACAAGUAAGACAGGAUGGAGGAAAGAGUAGACUGAAGAAGAGCCAGUUUCUCAUUAAGACACGAAAAAAGAAAAAAGAGAAGCACACACACCAUGCUCCUUUAUCUCCGAGGACCUUUCACCCUCUAAGAAGUGAAGCCUACAACACAUUUUCAGAAAGAAGACUUAAACAUUCGUUGUUCCUUCAUAAAUCCAAUGAAACAUCUCUUCCCACAGACCUCAAUCAGACAUUGCCCUCUAUGGAUUUUGACUGGAUAGCCUCACUUCCUGACCAUAAUCAGAAUUCCUCAAAUGACACUGGUCAGACAAGCUCUCCUCCAGGUCUUUAUCAGACAGUGCCCCCAGAGGAACACUAUCAAACAUUCCCCAUUCAAGACCCUGAUCAAAUGCACUCUACUUCAGACCCCAGUCACAGAUCCUCUUCUCCAGAGCUCAGUGAGAUGCUUGAGUAUGACCGAAGUCACAGGUCCUUCCCCACUGAUAUAAGUCAAAUGUCCCCUUCCUCAGAACAUGAAGUCUGGCAGACAAUCACCUCUCCAGACCUCAGCCAGGUGACCCUCUCUCCAGAACUCAGUCAGACAAACCUUUCCCCAGCCUUCGGUCAGAUGCCCAUUUCUCCAGACCGCAGCCAUACAACCCUUUCUCCAGACCUCAGCCAUACAACCCUUUCUCCAGACCUCAGCCAUACAACCCUUUCUUUAGACCUCAGCCAGACAAACCUCUCUCCAGAACUCAGUCAGACAAACCUUUCCCCAGCCCUCAGUCAGAUGCCCCUUUCUCCAGACCUCAGCCAUACAACCCUUUCUCUAGACCUCAGCCAGACAAACCUCUCUCCAGAACUCAGCCAUACGACUCUGUCUCCAGAACUCAGUCAGACAAACCUUUCCCCAGCCCUCGGCCAAUUGCCCAUUUCUCCAGACCUCAGCCAUACAACCCUUUCUCUAGACUUCAGCCAGACAAACCUCUCUCCAGAACUCAGUCAAACAAACCUUUCCCCAGCCCUCGGUCAGAUGCCCCUUUCUCCAGAUCCCAGCCAUACAACCCUUUCUCUAGACCUCAGCCAGCCAAACCUCUCUCCAGAACUCAGUCAGACAAACCUUUCCCCAGACCUCAGUGAGAUGCCCAUCUUUGCAGAUCUCAGUCAAAUUCCCCUUACCCCAGACCUCGACCAGAUGACACUUUCUCCAGACCUUGGUGAGACAGACCUUUCCUCAGACUUUGGUCAGAUGUCCCUUUCCCCAGACCUCAGCCAGGUGACUCUCUUUCCAGACAUCAGUGACACCACCCUUCCUCCUGAUCUCAGCCAGAUAUCACCUCCUCCAGACCUUGAUCAUAUAUUCUACCCUUCUGAAUCUAGUCAGUCAUUGCUUCUUCCAGAAUUUAAUGAGACUUUUCCUUAUCCAGACCUUGGUCAGAUGCCAUCUCCUUCAUCUCCUACUCUCAAUGAUACUUUUCUAUCAAAGGAAUUUAAUCCACUGGUUAUAGUGGGCCUCAGUAAAGAUGGUACAGAUUACAUUGAGAUUAUUCCAAAGGAAGAGGUCCAGAGCAGUGAAGAUGACUAUGCUGAAAUUGAUUAUGUGCCCUAUGAUGACCCCUACAAAACUGAUGUUAGGACAAACAUCAACUCCUCCAGAAAUCCUGACAACAUUGCAGCAUGGUACCUCCGCAGCAACAAUGGAAACAGAAGAAAUUAUUACAUUGCUGCUGAAGAAAUAUCCUGGGAUUAUUCAGAAUUUGUACAAAGGGAAAGAGAUAUUGAAGACUCUGAUGAUAUUCCAGAAGACACCAUAUAUAAGAAAGUAGUUUUUCGAAAGUACCUCGACAGCACUUUUACCAAACGUGAUCCUCAAGGGGAGUAUGAAGAGCAUCUCGGAAUUCUUGGUCCUAUUAUCAGAGCUGAAGUGGAUGAUGUUAUCCAAGUUCGUUUUAAAAAUUUAGCAUCCAGACCAUAUUCUCUACAUGCCCAUGGACUUUCCUAUGAAAAAUCAUCAGAGGGAAAGACUUAUGAAGAUGACUCUCCUGAAUGGUUUAAGGAAGAUAAUGCUGUUCAGCCAAAUAGCAGUUAUACCUACGUAUGGCAUGCCACUGAGCGAUCAGGGCCAGAAAGUCCUGGCUCUGCCUGUCGGGCUUGGGCCUACUACUCAGCUGUGAACCCAGAAAAAGAUAUUCACUCAGGCUUGAUAGGUCCCCUCCUAAUCUGCCAAAAAGGAAUACUACAUAAGGACAGCAACAUGCCUGUGGACAUGAGAGAAUUUGUCUUACUAUUUAUGACCUUUGAUGAAAAGAAGAGCUGGUACUAUGAAAAGAAGUCCCGAAGUUCUUGGAGACUCACAUCCUCAGAAAUGAAAAAAUCCCAUGAGUUUCACGCUAUUAAUGGGAUGAUCUACAGCUUGCCUGGCCUGAGAAUGUAUGAGCAAGAAUGGGUGAGGUUACACCUGCUGAACAUAGGCGACUCCCAAGACAUUCACGUGGUUCACUUUCACGGCCAGACCUUGCUGGAAAAUGGCAAUAAACAGCACCAGUUAGGGGUCUGGCCCCUUCUGCCUGGUUCAUUUAAAACUCUUGAAAUGAAGGCAUCAAAACCUGGCUGGUGGCUCCUAAACACAGAGGUUGGAGAAAACCAGAGAGCAGGGAUGCAAACGCCAUUUCUUAUCAUGGACAGAGACUGUAGGAUGCCAAUGGGACUAAGCACUGGUAUCAUAUCUGAUUCACAGAUCAAGGCUUCAGAGUUUCUGGGUUACUGGGAGCCCAGAUUAGCAAGAUUAAACAAUGGUGGAUCUUAUAAUGCUUGGAGUGUAGAAAAACUUGCAGCAGAAUUUGCCUCUAAACCUUGGAUCCAGGUGGACAUGCAAAAGGAAGUCAUAAUCACAGGGAUCCAGACCCAAGGUGCCAAACACUACCUGAAGUCCUGCUAUACCACAGAGUUCUAUGUAGCUUACAGUUCCAACCAGAUCAACUGGCAGAUCUUCAAAGGGAACAGCACAAGGAAUGUGAUGUAUUUUAAUGGCAAUUCAGAUGCCUCUACAAUAAAAGAGAAUCAGUUUGACCCACCUAUUGUGGCUAGAUAUAUUAGGAUCUCUCCAACUCAAGCCUAUAACAGACCUACCCUUCGAUUGGAGCUGCAAGGUUGUGAGGUAAAUGGAUGUUCCACACCCCUGGGUAUCGAAAAUGGAAAGAUAGAAAACAAGCAAAUCACAGCUUCUUCGUUUAAAAAAUCUUGGUGGGGAGAUUACUGGGAACCCUUCCGUGCCCGUCUGAAUGCCCAGGGACGUGUGAAUGCCUGGCAAGCCAAGGCAAACAACAAUAAGCAGUGGCUAGAAAUUGAUCUACUCAAGAUCAAGAAGAUAACAGCAAUCAUAACACAGGGCUGCAAGUCUCUGUCCUCUGAAAUGUAUGUAAAGAGCUAUACCAUCCACUACAGUGACCAGGGAGUGGAAUGGAAACCAUACAGGCUGAAAUCCUCCAUGGUGGACAAGAUUUUUGAAGGAAAUACUAAUACCAAAGGACAUGUGAAGAACUUUUUCAACCCCCCAAUCAUUUCCAGGUUUAUCCGUGUCAUUCCUAAAACAUGGAAUCAAAGUAUUGCACUUCGCCUGGAACUCUUUGGCUGUGAUAUUUACUAGAAUUGAAUAUUCAAAAACCCCUGGAAGAGACUCUUUAAGACCUUAAACCAUUUAGAAUGGGCAAUGUAUUUUAUGCUGUGUUAAAUGUUAACAGUUUUCCACUAUUUCUCUUUUUUUUUCUAUUAGUGAAUAAAAUUUUAUACAAGAA